This is a messenger RNA of Anguilla rostrata (American eel), 2305 nucleotides long. RefSeq names its product Fc receptor-like protein 5. The record is from RefSeq and is a predicted model, not a curated record. Lineage: Eukaryota; Metazoa; Chordata; Actinopteri; Anguilliformes; Anguillidae. Gene Ontology annotation, molecular function: transmembrane signaling receptor activity. The transcript is spliced from 6 exons. The annotation marks the transcript as partial. Gene Ontology annotation, biological process: cell surface receptor signaling pathway. Gene Ontology annotation, cellular component: plasma membrane.
ACCAUCCACUCUGCUGCAGUUUCACAUGGUGGAGAGUACUGGUGCCUAGCGAGGAGAGGGAGACCCGCUGUCUACACACCGUCCAGUGACUCUCUUCAGCUCAGCAUAACUGCUCCACCGCCUGCUGUGCUAACCCUGAACCCUGCAUGGAGGAAGUUCUACCCCACUGAGAAAGUGACUCUCAAAUGUGAGAUUCAGACCCGUCAGACUGAGUGGAGUUAUAUGUGGUACAAAGAUGGAGCCUCUAUCAACAGUGCGCUCUCCAGAGGACAUGAGUACACAAUCCCGGUUCUAAAUCAGUUACACAGUGGAAAAUACUCCUGCAAAGGGACAAUACCAGGAAGACCUGUUUACGCUGAAAUGAGCAAAGAUGUGACCCUGACUGUAGAUGGGGAGGCCCCCAAACCCCUGCUGACUUUGGACCCCCCCAGUGGAGAGAUCUUCACAGGAGAUACAGUGACCCUGAGCUGUAGGGUUGGCACAGAUCCUGCUGGCUGGGAGUAUCUCUGGUACAAUGAAACACAGGGAGCAGCACUGACCAGCACUGACUCCAGCAGCACUGAUGGGUCCCGUUACACCCUCCACUCUGCUGCAGUUUCACAUGGUGGAGAGUACUGGUGCCGAGCAGGGAGAGGGAUACCCGCUUUCUACACACCGUACAGUGACUCUCUCCAGCUCAACAUAACUGCUCUACAAUCUCCUGUGCUAACCCUGAACCCUGCAUCGACAAAGUUCUACCCCACUGAGAAAGUGACUCUCAAAUGUGAGAUUCAGACCCAUCAGACUGAGUGGAGUUAUCUGUGGAUCAGAGAUGGAGCCUCUAUGAACAGUGUGCUCUCCGGCAGUGGAAAUGAGUUCACAAUCCUGGCUGUAGAUCAGUCACACAGUGGAAUAUACUCCUGCAAAGGGAGAAAACCAGGAAGAGAUGUUUACACUGAAAAGAGCAAUGAUGUGACACUGACUGUAGAUGCUCUCCCAGACGUGGUUCUGACUCUACAGACUGGAAGGACAAGCAUCUUUAACACAGAGAGAGCAGCUCUGCACUGUGACAUUCUGGACCGCUCUGCUGUGUGGAUGCAUAAAUGGUACAGAGAUGGACGAGAACUUCCUGUGGGCACAGCUGAAGUCACCUAUGAAAUCCUGUCUGCUGUUCAAUCAGACUCAGGAACAUACACAUGUAAAGGACAGCAUAAGGAAAGAGUACUGUAUACUGGCAGCAGCAAUAUGGUUGCACUCAAAGUUAACGGGGAGGCCCCCAAACCCCUGCUGACUCGGGACCCCCCCAGUGGAGAGAUCUUCACAGGAGAUACAGUGACCCUGAGCUGCAGGGCUGGCACAGAUCCUGCUGGCUGGGAGUAUCUCUGGUUCAAAAAAACACAGGGAGCAGCACUGACCAGCACUGACUCCAGCAGCACUGACGGGUCCAGUUACACCAUCCACUCUGCUGCAGUUUCACAUGGUGGAGAGUACUGGUGCCGAGCAGGGAGAGGGAAACCCGCUUUCUAUACACCGUACAGUGACUCUCUCCAGCUCAACAUAACUGGUAACAUAAGAAAUACAAUUCACUGCUUUUUAUCAGUCUAGUGUAUGAUACAGCUAAUUAUUAUGUAAUGAUAUUAUAAUGUUACUUUCACAGUUCACCUUCACCUGGUACAACUAAAAUAAAAUGAAUCGUAGUGCCAUUACUGUACAUGCAUACAAACGCACAUGAGCACAUGCAUGUCUACGCACACAGACACACACAUACAAAACCAAUAUAAAUAAUAUUUUCAUUGUACGUGCAUACAAGCACACAUGCAUAAACAUUUGCUGUCUGAACAUUUUUGCAUGCUUUUUUGUAUGAUCGUAGUUGCCAUUUCACUGUAAUCAGGUGAACUGGUUUCUCUCUAGUAGCAUUGAGUUCUUCCUGUAGCUGUGGUGUAGUUUUAUGACAGUUUCUCUUGCUACACAGCACAAGAUAUUUGUCUUCUGCCUUCUGAGUGUGUACUGAAAACUGCACCUGGAAAUCUUAAAGCUGCUUUGCAAUUCCUGACUGGGAAUAAGCUUUUUGCCUCAAUGUUUACUUGACUUCGCACAUUUAAGCUUAACUCCUUUUUGCAAUAAUUCUUGCAACUUAAUGCCUAUUUUCCAUGCAUUACAGACUGGUAAAAUAGGCACUUCUCUCCCACCCCUCCACCUCUGACUGCACAAUGAUUAGAUAGACUUCCAAUAAUUAAUUUAAUCAUAAUUAAAGCCAAAUUAAGAAUAUUUUAAUAAAUGUCAUUUCUAAGACUAUUUUUAAGUAAAAGUCUUAUUUUUGUGUUAU